UGCUCACUGCAGCGUACAAACAGAGGAGCGCCCCACAUACAGUACACUAACGGGAAGCUGGGCUUGAGUACACAUUGUUAUCAGUUCUACUGUUAAGCUGCAGAGAUGCAAAACAGCAAAUUUCACCGGUGGAGAACUCCUUGAUUUACUCAAAAGAAGCAACAGCGAGAGGAGUGAAGACGAGAAAAACCUUCAACACUCUGGAGACACAGACUGGAGAGUGAUAUGGCCGACUUCGUGCCGGGACUACUCAUUUGUUUGAUGGCAGUGCAGACCAUUCAGCAUAAUGGAAAUAGAACCAGGACCAAAAUCGAUAUUCCACCAGGUGCGAUACCAAAGACCUUCAAGGGGUACAAACCUAACGUCACCAGCCGGCUGCUCUAUCCCAGCACAAACCCUCGGCUGUAUGUGAACACAGAGGACCCGGUGACAGCCUACACCACAGGGGUCCUGAGCACCAGGGUCAUUCCUUCAUCAUACAUCCUGGCCAUGCUGGUGGGUAUCCCCUCCAACGCCUACAUUCUGGCCUUCCUCAGACUCAGAGCAAAGUCCUUGUCCACAUUAGUUCUUUACCUGAACCUGGCCCUGUCUGACCUGCUGCUGCUGCUCUCCCUGGCGCUGCGUGUUCACUACCACUUCAACGGGAACAACUGGAUAUUUGGGGAAAUCUCCUGCCGGCUGAUCACGGCCUUGUUUUACGGCAACGUUUACAGCUCGGCUCAAACUAUAGCGUGCAUCAGUGUGAAGCGCUACCUGGCUGUGGUCAGACCGUUUCUGUACAGAAGGCUGGCUAAGACUACGCUGGCAGUGUGGACGUGCUUCGUUGUCUGGUUCCUGUUCGGGGCUGCCGUUGUGCCCGAGCUGCUGGUCAGGCAGAGCUACCAGGUGACCCAGCUGGGAGUCACCACCUGCCAUGAUGUGCUUCCCCUAGAAGAAAAAUCCCAUUCCCCACUGGUGCCAUACAGGCUGAUGCUCGUGUGUCUGGGCUUCAUAGUGCCCUUCCUGAUUUGUAUCUAUGCCCAUGUGGCAGUGGUAUACCACCUAGGGCAAUCUCGCUGUGACUGGAAACCCUUUAUCCGGGUCAGCACUGUGGUGUUCAUCAUCUUUGUGGUGUGUUUCUUGCCAAGCGGCAUCCUGCAUAUCGCCCACUACAUCCGCCUGUCUUCUGGUGGGGACGACAGACUGUAUGGAUACUACAGAGUAGCGGUGUGUCUCUGCUGCUUCCACAGUUGUCUGGAUCCCUUCCUGUGUAUGCUCAUUUCCAAGACGGGAGCCUCAGAACUACAAUUCAUCUCCCUCCGCGGGAUACCUCAAAGGCCCACUGUUAUGACGUGAGACUGGAGGUGUGUGUGUGUGUGCACAGAAAAAAGCUUCUCCUUGCUGGACCAUUGUUGGGAACCAGCAGGGAAGCACAAGCCCAGACAACAAAGAGGGGAAUGUUAAAACGGGACACUGUAAAUUUAACAGGGUGACACUGCAGUCUCUGUUAGAUUCAAAACAACAACAAGCUCUGUGAAGUCAGCUGUAGGAAUAUGAGGAUCAGGACGGGAACAAUCAGACUGUGACUCCUACACAAGCCCAUCAUGUCAACCCAACUAAAUCUCUAAUUGGGAAACUGUUGGCUUGAUGACACAGAAUCAUGUUGACAACAAAAACCUUUUUCUUUGCCGUGUUACAAGUCAGAAUUAAAUAAAAAAACAAAACGUUUUUUACAUAAACAUUUACUCUUGCCCUUCCAGUUUUUACUUACAUGUAUAAUAUGUACACACUGUAAAGUUCAAGUAUGCAGUAAUGUAAAAUGAGCCACAUCAGGGAUGAGAGGCUGCAGUAUAAAUCCAAUAAAACUAGUGAUUAGAAUGAGA
Molecule: messenger RNA, 1862 nt
Organism: Sebastes umbrosus (honeycomb rockfish)
Lineage: Eukaryota; Metazoa; Chordata; Actinopteri; Perciformes; Sebastidae
Gene: f2rl2
Product: coagulation factor II (thrombin) receptor-like 2
Exons: 2
Coding region: 226-1335 (369 amino acids)
Biological process (GO): blood coagulation; positive regulation of Rho protein signal transduction; thrombin-activated receptor signaling pathway
Cellular component (GO): membrane
Molecular function (GO): thrombin-activated receptor activity
Source: RefSeq, a predicted model, not a curated record